Messenger RNA from Mesocricetus auratus (golden hamster), 5792 nucleotides. It is a transcript of the gene Chml, whose product is annotated as CHM like Rab escort protein. The record is from RefSeq and is a predicted model, not a curated record. The coding region runs from base 5 to 1870 and encodes 621 amino acids. Gene Ontology annotation, biological process: small GTPase-mediated signal transduction; vesicle-mediated transport; intracellular protein transport. NCBI's taxonomy places the organism in Eukaryota, Metazoa, Chordata, Mammalia, Rodentia, Cricetidae. The transcript has a single exon. Gene Ontology annotation, molecular function: GDP-dissociation inhibitor activity. Gene Ontology annotation, cellular component: cytoplasm; cytosol; nucleus.
UAGGAUGGCAGACAAGCUUCCUACAGAGUUUGAUGUAGUUAUAAUAGGGACAGGUUUGCCUGAGUCCAUCCUGGCAGCUGCAUGUUCGAGAAGUGGACAGCGAGUCCUCCAUGUUGACUCAAGAAGUUACUAUGGAGGGAAUUGGGCAAGUUUCAGCUUUACAGGUUUGCUCUCCUGGCUGAAGGACUAUCAACAGAACCAUGACAGUGAGGAAGACACGACCACCUCAUGGCAAGACCUGAUUCAUGAAACAGAAGUUGCCAUCGCUCUUUGCAAGAAAGAUGAGACUAUUCAGCACACAGAAGUUUUCUGUUACGCCAGUCAAGAUGUUGGGGACAGCACUCAAGAGACCGAUGCUCUGCAGAGAAGUCCUUCCCCAAAGGCAUCUGCUACCCUGGCUGACUCUCUGGAUUCUUCAGGUUUGCCUAAAGAAGGGUACACAGCAGACUUUUCAAGCCAUGAAGCACCUUCUAGACAUACAGAGAGAAGUGAUACAGAGCCUGCACCAUCCUUAGCUGACACCGAGAACUCACUAGAGAAAGAAAAGGAUGGUGGAGAUGAAACUUGCAUCCAGACAGUUUCAGAUGGAGAUAAAGAUGAAGACAAACUUGAUAUAGAAGACAGCACCGAACAACCAAAGAGAAAUAGGAUUACUUACCCUCAAAUGAUUAAGGAGAGCCGGAGAUUUAAUAUUGACUUGGUAUCGAAGCUGUUGUAUUCUCAAGGAUCAUUGAUUGAUCUUCUCAUCAAAUCAAAUGUUAGUCGUUAUGCAGAAUUUAAGAAUGUCACUAGGAUCCUUGCAUUUCGGGAAGGGAAGGUAGAACAGGUGCCUUGCUCCAGAGCAGAUGUCUUUAAUAGUAAAGAGCUCACUAUGGUUGAAAAGAGAAUGUUAAUGAAAUUUCUCACAUUCUGUUUAGACUAUGAGCAGCAUUCUGAUGAAUACCAAGAUUUCAAGCAAUGUUCAUUUUCUGAGUACCUAAAAACUAAAAAGUUAACACCCAACCUCCAACAUUUCAUACUACACUCAAUUGCAAUGACAUCAGAGUCAUCCUGCACUACAUUAGAUGGCCUUAAAGCAACAAAAACCUUCCUUCAGUGUCUUGGAAGGUUUGGCAACACUCCCUUUAUAUUUCCUUUAUAUGGGCAAGGGGAAAUUCCCCAGUGUUUCUGCAGGAUGUGCGCAGUGUUUGGUGGGAUCUAUUGUCUUCGCCAUAAAGUCCAAUGCCUUGUAGUUGAUAAAGACUCUGGAAGAUGUAAAGGGAUCAUUGACCACUUGGGUCAGAGAAUAAGUGCCAGCUAUUUUAUUGUGGAGGACAGUUACCUUUCUAAGGAGACAUGUUCAGAUGUGCAGUAUAAGCAGAUCUCGAGGGCUGUGCUGAUCACAGAUCAGUCCAUCCUAAAGACAGAUUCAGACCAUCAGAUUUCCAUUCUGGUAGUGCCUCCGCUAAAGCCAGGAAGCGGCUCUGUUCGGGUCAUGGAGUUAUGCUCAUCAACUAUGACGUGCAUGAAGGACAGCUAUCUUGUCCACCUGACCUGUGUUUCUUCAAAAACAGCCCGAGAAGACUUGGAACCAGUGGUGAAGCAGUUAUUCAUUCCUUUGGCAGAAGCAGAAACAGACGAGGAAGAACUCAGAAAACCAAGACUCUUGUGGGCCCUUUAUUUUAAUAUGAGAGAUUCCUCAGGAGUGAGCCGAAGCUCGUACUGUGGCUUACCUUCCAAUGUGUACAUCUGCUCUGGGCCUGACUGUGGACUGGGCAAUGAGCAUGCCGUCAAGCAAGCAGAAACACUGUUCCAGGAGAUCUUUCCCAGCGAAGAGUUCUGCCCUCCUCCACCAAAUCCAGAAGACAUUAUCUUUGAAGGUGAGGGUUAGCAACCAGACAUCCUUGAGUCAGUAACACACUUACCACCCAGCUAGACACCCCAAGGACACAGUAAGGACUUCUAAAGCCCAGAACACCUUAGAAAUUGAAACUGACUGAAAGUAUUUUCAUCCUGGCCUCAUAGUAUUGUCAUUGAAAGACAGUUGCCAUUUGUGACAAGAGCCAUUCACAUGUCUUCAACACCGAGACGCUGGGUACCUAACAGCUCUGCUAAUCUGUCAGCAUCUGGUUUGUGGUGGCUCACCUUUUCCAGAAAUAGCUUCAGGAAUCCAGAAUCUCUGAAUGUCAUUAGCUUUAUUUUGCUUUUGGGUCCCGCAUUAGCAACUUUGCUUGAGGUAGUAUCGCACUUGCUUCUGUGUUUAGGUUUUAUCAUUGUCUAUAUAAAAUUGAUGUCUGCAGACUGCUACUACUGUUGCUACCAUCUCGAGUGCAUAGAGGAACACAUAAAUCAUAAAUGGUGUGAGUUCUUUGUAUAUUAUGUAAACACAUAGAGCUGGUAGUAGGAGUAGCAGCUAAUACAAGUGCUAGUAUGAUAAAACACAACUGUUUAGAAGCUUGGCCAUGCAUGAGCCUGUAUCUUGGGUUGAUAUUUACAUGUGAUUUCACCUGCUUAACUUUUGUCACUGAGGAGGCAGUGAGACUACCCUCGCCUGCUACUUCACAAAAAGAGUGCCCCUUAGUCGUUGAAGAACCUCAUAUUUACAAGAUAUAUUGCAAUCUAGGUAUGGUUGCUUAUUUAUGUAGUGCUGUCAUUCAGGGCAGGAGGAUUGCUGUAAAAUCCAGGCCAGUCUGGGCUAGUGUUGAGACUCAUUUCAAAGCAAAACCAACCCCACUAUAUACCAAAGGAAGAAGCAUAUUAUAAAGAAAAUUAAAGGGACAAAUUCAUUCAGAAAAUUUCUAUAGAGUUGACAAUAACACUUAAAAGAACUAACAAUUAACUCAGGCUAACAUAAAUUAAUAAGUGACCCUAGAAAAAGGUAUUUUAGGAUAGGUGUUUAGAAAUUUUCAGAAAGGAGUUCCCAGGGAAGAAUUGUGGUGCAUCUUAACGUGGGAUUACAGAUGCCUGUAAAGUUACAAAUUUCCCUAUCCAGGCUUCUCAGGGUGAAGCCAGGAUACCUGGUUGGCCUUAUCCUUAAUAAACAUUGGUAACUGACAGAGUCCAUCACUUCUACUACACGUCUGUUACCCGGAGAAUGGGAAGCUUACGCUCUAGAACCAUCUGUGGCAUCCCAGCAGUGAAAGCCCUCUACUGUGAGAAGAGGCACAGUGUGUGAGCAGACUACAGUGUGGUCUGAGGAUACUCUAGGAUAUGCCCUUCAGUGAGAGAAGUGAGAUGACACAUUUAAAUGAAUGCCAGUGUGCUAAGGGUAGAAAGCCAUCCAUUGGUCUCAGUGUUUUUUAAUAUAAUAAUCCAUAGUAUUGUAUAGAUCUUAAGGAUUAAAUGUAGCAGAACAACUGAGAUAAUCUGAAAUGACCUAGAAGAAGCAAUUAAGAGAUUUAAAGUCACCAAUUUAAGAGAAUUAAAUUCAUAGUUUGUCAGACCACAGUCUUUUCAAAAGACAUUAAAAGAAGGCAUAAUUGUAAAAGAUAAACAGAAGUUACAAAAGACAGAGCUGAAUGUAAUAGAAAUAAGGGUUAGACUAGGUCAAAGCAGGGGUUUGUUGUUGUUUUUGUUUUCCAAACAUUAAGUGGAAGUGAAGUAAGGGAACAAAAAGUAUUUUAAAAAUAUAAGGGACAUUAUCUAAUUUUCUGAUAAGUUAGAAUGGAUUUCGUGGUAGUUUUCAGGUUUUUAAGGAGGAAAAGCAUAAAUGCUGCCUUUCACUAAUUACCUGUGACUCAGUUAGGGCUUCAUACUACAAGUCUGACCACAUCUCUCAUUCUGACAAGGUGAAAGCUGUAGAGUGAAAUGUUGGCCAAGGAGGUAACAGUCAUCAGAAACAGUGUCUCAGGCUGAGAAGGCUUGUGUCCAGUAAGAGCAGCCCUGCAUCAGCAUGAACAGAACAAGAGAUAAGAACCCAUAAUAUUAACUGCACUAACUAGAUGCUCCCAUUUGGUUUAAUUAUGUUUGCUAAUGAAUUCAUGGGCUUUUCAUAACACGAUAAGCAACUAAUUAAAACUUACUUGCAUUUAUAUUGGGAAAGCCAGUAUGCACCAUUUCUCAAGCAGAAUGAACAGCUUUGGUACUAUUUUUAUCUGUAUAUGGCUGAAAAAAGUUGUCACUGGAAUAAAAAUACAAAGUAAAGAUGUAAAAAGAAACCAGUGCAAAUACAUUGUAUUUCCAUGACUUUAUACCUCACUAAACCUAUAUUAUCAUAUAAAUAUGUUAUGAACAGAAGAUAAUUUCAUAAGCUGCAAGAUACAUUGUUUUUUUGAAAUAUCAUUUCUAAAUUCCAAUAGGGAUGGAAUUUUAAGAAGUAUUGAUAUUAAUAUAUAUGAACAUCUUUAAAAUGUUUGUAGCUGUAUUAGAGCGAUUUAAGAAAGAUACUUAAAUAUAAGGUUUAAUGAAGGAGCUAAAUUUAAAAUAUGAGUAUGCUACCAUGAGAGAUGUUUGCCUUAAAGGAAAUGCUAUAAACACAGGGAGACCACACAUCAUAUAUUAUUAGUUGUCUGAUCUGAAGGCAGUCACGUUAAGCUUCCAUUUACCAUCUAUGAAACAGAAAUAAUACUUAACAGAAUUAUUGUGAAGAUUAAGUUGGAUAAUGCUUAAGAAUCCGUAUCCAAAGUAAUGCCAGCAUGUGAUACUUAUAGCUGAUAUUUAUUAUAAUAUCAUUUGUGAUGUCAACCUUAUGCUUUAUGAAUUUGCCAGAAUUGUGAUAAAUUACACAGGAAAGUAAGCAAUGAAAGAUGUCUUCAGUUUUAGAGGGGAAAAAUACAGGACUUUGCCCUUCAACUCCUUAAGGUGUCAUAUACAACCUGUCUAAUUGUUCUGUGGUGCUGAGUUCAAGGAAGUUAAGACUUCUCAGCUACUGGGGGGGGAAAGUAUUUAGAAGUUGCUCAUAGGGAGACUGGAUCAGUAUGGAGAUAAAUUGUGGGCCAUUUUUACCCAAUAAUACACUUUAUUUGUUAAUUGAAAUGUUAAACAUGAAAGUAAUAAGAAUACAAUUUUUACCUCAGUAAUGAUGACAAGGAAUGUUCUGGCAGGUGAACAUUGACAAGGUAGAUAAAAUAAAGUAAAAAAAAAAAAUAGAACAAGGAGAGAAGGUAGAAUAAAGAAGCUGUUUCUAUUGCAUGGGUGUUUUUAUUAUUUUAUUUUAUUUUUUGAUUUUCCAUGACAGGGCUUCUCUGUAGCACCAGCUGUCCUGGAACUUGCUCUGUAGACCAGGCUAGCCUCGAAUUCCCAAGUGCUGGGAUUAAAGGCGUACACCACCACUGACAGCUUGUUUUUUUUUUUUUAAGAUUUUUUUAGUGGGUGCAAAUCCUGUAGGCUUUCUACUCUUCUUGAGCAGAGUAUAAAGUGAUAGGGUCAUUUUGAAGAACUAUUCAAGAGAUUAACCAGACCUCUAUAACUGAUAUUUUUGGCAUCACUUUGAGUGGCACAUGUCCAGGAAAAUACUCAGAAUGAACAAAUGAAUAAAUAAAGCUACUUCUAAAAAGAUGUUUCAGAAAUUCCAUUUGUAAGUUUUUUUUUUAACCUGCUGACUAACAAAUGAAUAAAAUUUGGUGUGUUGCUAGUGCUAUAGUAACCUUACAGAGAGUUAAAUGUCAUAUGUAAGAUUGUAUGUAAACAGUUUGACAAUCAAAAAGAUGUUAGUUUACAACCAAAAUUAUUGUGUAUUGGUUACAUUUGUAUAAAAAUUUAGAUCGCUACACUGGAAGAAAUCAGAAGGCAUGUAAUUGCAGGUUAAUACUUAAUAUCUUUAUUUCUGUAAAAUAUUGAUGUGUAUAAUAAAAAUAAAAGAUUAACUGGUGAAA